AUGCCGACAACCGAAAACGUCGAGCAGUAUCGGCUACGUGCUCUGGGCCUCUCGCAAGUCAGCAAAGAGCUUGAACAUCGGGUUCAUCUCCUUGUCCGUGAACUAAACCGUCUCUAUGAUGAGAUAAAGUGGGCGGAGUCGCCACAGCAUGGAUGGGUGCCAUGCGAACCCGUCACACCACGCACCAAACCCUCGUUGAAAGUCGUCAAACUUCGUGAACAGCGUAGCCUGAUGGACAAUGAACGCGUAAACCUAACUCAAAAGGCCCGCCGCGUCGAGAACGAAGCCACCCGGAUGAUCAUGCGAUAUGCCGAGCUGACAUGCAAACCGCUCUGCGAGAGCAUGCACCGGGAACUACCUCCCGAGCUACGCGAUGCCGUGUACGAGCAAAUCAGCACCUGGCGCGAUCCUGUUGAUGUCGACCACUACUUCUCCCACGCAACUGGACAAAUAAAAUCCUUCUUCUUCAUGGCCCAGAAGAAGUGGCAGUCCCAGCAAGGACUCUUCGGCGCUUUCUAUUGGGAUCCUCGCUUCGUGGGGGAUGUCGUAGCGCGCGAGCUCAUCGGCAACUGGUAUCGGACGUCGUCGUUCCUGGUUACGCAUGAUAGGCUCCUGGAGCGGUUCUUGAACGGAGAUCGGUGGGAGAUGGGUGUCGUUCCAAAGGACAUCCUAACUAAUAUCACCGUUUCCAUUCCCGAGGAGAGUUACGCGAAUCCAGCCAGACACGAUGAACUACUCGAGAACCUGAGGAGCUUGCUCGGCAUGAAGAAGCCAGGGGUUUCCGUGACAAUUCGCCUGAACCAGCGCUUUCCGCGUGGUCCUAGGGCCGAGCGAGCCGCGACGGCCUUCCGAGAUAUUCUCGGGCUAAUUUUUCCAGUGUUGCAUGCUCUCAAUGGCAGAGGAAGCAGGCUGACGCUGGUCGAAACGGACAGCGCAUUGCGGUUGGGGUUGUCUUCGGACAAGGGAGAAUUUUCGGUGGAGAGGUGGUGCAAGCAGCGUCGGCAGCAUCUAGCAGUAGGUGAAGAGGAGGACUCUUAG
Trematosphaeria pertusa is the source of this 1038-nucleotide messenger RNA. RefSeq lists its product as uncharacterized. The transcript has 3 exons. Bases 1 to 1038 code for a protein of 345 amino acids. The record is from RefSeq and is a predicted model, not a curated record. Lineage: Eukaryota; Fungi; Ascomycota; Dothideomycetes; Pleosporales; Trematosphaeriaceae.